Molecule: messenger RNA, 297 nt
Organism: Spodoptera exigua (beet armyworm)
Lineage: Eukaryota; Metazoa; Arthropoda; Insecta; Lepidoptera; Noctuidae
Source: the annotation of a GenBank genome assembly
AUGGAAUGGUUAGCAAACGAGCAGACACGUCACCUGAUGAUUGGCUGGAAGUAUACCAACGCGUGGCUAGUAGGCAACCUGAUGUGCAAGUUGCUACUCGUACUGCGAGCCUUCGGUCUGUACCUGUCUUCUAACGUCCUCGUCUGUAUCUCUGUUGAUAGGUUCUUCGCAGUUAUUUAUCCAUUGCGGCUGCCGGUGGCGCGUCGGCGCAGUAAACAGAUGCUGCUAUGCGCGUGGGCAUUCGCACUCGCGUGUAGUUUACCACAGUUGGCGCUGCAGUAUAACUUCACCUCAUGA